Molecule: messenger RNA, 990 nt
Organism: Penicillium manginii
Lineage: Eukaryota; Fungi; Ascomycota; Eurotiomycetes; Eurotiales; Aspergillaceae
Product: nitronate monooxygenase
Exons: 2
Coding region: 1-990 (329 amino acids)
Molecular function (GO): nitronate monooxygenase activity
Source: RefSeq, a predicted model, not a curated record
AUGCCAAAGCUGGCAGUCGCUGUCUCAAAGGCUGGAGGUCUGGGAUUUAUUGCUGCGGGUUAUAGCAGCGACAAACUCGAAGACCUACUGGAAGAAGCCGAGAAGCUACUGCUCCAGGAAAGCAUGCCGGAAAUGAAAAUGAAGACUGAGACCGAGACCGAGGGCCCCAAAUUACUGCCUAUUGGCGUCGGGUUUAUAACGUGGAGUGCAUCCCUGGAAAAGGCGCUCGCCUCUUUCUCCAGAUACUGUCCGGCUGCAUUUUGGUUAUUUGCCCCUGCCAGGGGAUUCAAAGACCUCAUUCCGUGGGCCGAGCAGAUAAGAAAGGUCACCGUAGAUAGGACCAGGAUCUGGUUUCAAGUCGGCUGUGUGGCGCAUGCGGUUGAGGCUGUCGGUGCUAUUGAUCCUGAUGUCAUUGUUGUUCAGGGGAUUGAUGCCGGUGGGCAUGCUCGAGCACAGGGGGGCUAUGACAAGCUUCGAGAAUUGCGACCAGCUUCUGCGAAACAGGUCGGUCUGGUUGCUGCCGGGGGUAUCAGUGAUAGUCGAGGCGUACUUGCUGCCAUGGCACUUGGCGCGCAGGGCUGCGUUCUAGGAACACGCUUUCUUGCGAGUUGUGAGUGUGUUGUUGCGGAUGGAUAUCAGAAAGCAAUUCUAGAUGCUUCAGAUGGCGGUAUGAGCACGGUUCGGACGACGAUCUAUGACAAAGUUCGUGAUAUCCAUGGUUGGCCACACGGUUACGAUGGUCGUGGUCUGAUUAACAAGACUUAUGUUGACCAUAUGGCUGGUCUCGGUGAGAUUAAAAAUGGAAAACUUUAUCGCGAUGAACUUGAUAGGGGGGAUGGUGGCUACGGGACUGAUGGGAGACUAACCACAUAUGCUGGCACUGGUGUUGGACUUAUCAAGAAGGUUACUCCCGCAGGCGACAUUGUCAAGUCAUUACACGAAGAGGUUAGUGCCACGCUGUACGGGGGAGGCAACCUGUCUAGGCUUUGA